Molecule: messenger RNA, 1699 nt
Organism: Alnus glutinosa
Lineage: Eukaryota; Viridiplantae; Streptophyta; Magnoliopsida; Fagales; Betulaceae
Product: transcription factor PIF7-like
Exons: 6
Coding region: 212-1498 (428 amino acids)
Cellular component (GO): nucleus
Molecular function (GO): protein dimerization activity
Source: RefSeq, a predicted model, not a curated record
GGUGGGAAAGGGGAAGGAGAAGGAGAAGAAGAAAAAGCAUAUAUCCGAUCGAUUCCCUCCCAUUCUUCUUCUAGCCACCACAUGUUUUGUGUAAGAUCUCCAUCAAACCAAUUAUAUAUAUAUAUUUGUAACAUCAAUUUAAAAGGGACCCAAACAAUUCCUAAGAGUGAAUCCAAACCCGAAGCUCCUGUUCAUUGAGAGAGAGAGAGUGAUGAUGAAUCAGUUUGUAGCACCUAACUGGAAUCUAAGCCGCCAAAGACAAGAACAAGUCGAUGGAGAAGAAGGAAACAGAUCUUCUGAUCACGUGCACAUGUCAAAUUAUGGCAAUAUUGCAGAGCUAACAUGGGAAAAGGGGCAGCUAGCCAUGCAUGGGAUCGGCGGGGUGCUCUCCACCACCGCCACGCCCACAAAGCCCACAUGGGGUAAGGCCGGCGAAACACUAGAAUCAAUAGUCCACCAAGCCACGACGUGCCACAACCAAACGCCUAAUAUAAUCCAACACGACCAUACACCAGUACCCAAUAUAGCCGCUUCCUCCGGCAGGCAAUGGCCUGAUCGCCAGAGCUCCGGCCAAGUCCAAGGCGCGCCGGCGUUGGUGAGGAAACGUACACGGGCAGAUUCAGAACAAUGUGCAUAUGAAAACAAUGGGGAUGUUAGCGCAUGUGGCAGUGGUACCGCGAGUGGCUCAUUUUGUAGGGACAACGACACAACAAUGGUGACAUGGGCUUCCCUUGAAUCUACUCGGAGCUUGAAGACCAAAACCACUGAUGAAGAUUCGUCUUGUCUUCGCAGUGGAUCGGAAAACCGAGAUGAUCAAGGGCAUCAGAGCAAUAAUGAAACAGGGAGCUCCCAAUCAACAAGACGAAUUCGAGCUGCUUCUAUCCAUAACCAGUCUGAAAGGAAAAGGAGGGAUAGGAUUAAUCAGAAGAUGAAAGCCCUGCAGAAGUUGGUGCCAAAUGCAAGUAAGACUGACAAAGCUUCAAUGCUUGAUGAGGUAAUUGAAUACUUGAAACAACUUCAAGCACAAAUUCAAAUGAUGAGUUCUGCGAUAAACAUGCCCCAGAUGAUGAUGCCUUUAGGCAUGCAGCAACACCUUCAAAUGUCGACCCUCCUAGCGCGAAUGGGCAUGGGGGUCGGCCUAGGCAUGGGCGUGGGGAUGCUUGACAUAGCUAACAUGGCACGCACCAUGCCUCAAACUCUUUCACCGCUCAUCCAUCCACCUUCAGUUGCUGCCCCACCUCAUACAUUUGUUUUGCCGCCAUUUGCGGUGCCCCCGCUCAUCCCAAAGACGCACGCUCCAGCUCCGGCAAAGCCUGACCCUAGCAACAAUGCUUCACUUCCUUUGCCGGAUCCAUAUUCCGCUUUUUUAGCACAAUCGAUGAAUAUGGACAUGUACAACAAGAUGACAGCCCUGUACAGGCAACAAGUCGAUAAUCAGACCACACAGGCAAUGAGCAGCUCAUCACAGCCACACCAUGUUCGAAGUGACUUAGGAUAGACAAGAAGCAUCAAUAAUGUAAAUCAAUGAAACAUAAAGAAGGGGUUAAAAAAUGACAGUAGAGGGGUUUGGAUUUGACGUUGAACGUCUUGUUUGUCAUUUGGAAAUUAAUAUUAUUAUUUUCAGCCUUGUAAUUUUAAAUGGAAUUUUCUAGACAAGAUUUUGUUUCUUUUGUCGGGGUGAAUGAUAUUUUAUGAAUAA